Messenger RNA from Argentina anserina (silverweed cinquefoil), 1551 nucleotides. RefSeq names its product nuclear transport factor 2-like. The record is from RefSeq and is a predicted model, not a curated record. Gene Ontology annotation, cellular component: ribonucleoprotein complex; cytosol. Bases 1 to 1452 code for a protein of 483 amino acids. Gene Ontology annotation, molecular function: mRNA binding. Lineage: Eukaryota; Viridiplantae; Streptophyta; Magnoliopsida; Rosales; Rosaceae. The transcript has 8 exons.
AUGGCCAAUCAGACAGAGGAUCCGCCUAUCCCAAGCGCAGAGAUGGUGGGCACUGCGUUUGUUACUCAGUAUUACACAAUACUUAAAGAAAGCCCUCGUGAGGUCUACAAAUUUUACUCCAAAGACAGUCUUUUGAGCCGGCCUGAGGCCGAUGACACAAUGACAACAGUUGAAACUGUACAAGCCAUCAAUGAGAAGAUAUUAGCGUUGGACUGCCAGCGUAUUCAUAUAUUGACGGUAGAUUCUCAGUUUUCAUUGGCCAAUGGAGUAAUUGUUUUAGUGACUGGGAAUAUAGUUGGAAGUGACAAAGUGAAGAGAAUGUUUACUCAAACUUUCUUCUUAGCCACGCAAGAGACAGGAGGAUAUUUUGUCUUAAACGAUAUGUUUAAGUUUAUGAUUGAAGAAGAUGAUGAUGAUGCAAAUAACUACAAUGAGUACAAUCCUGGUUAUGUUGCAGAAGAAACUCCAAAUGUUCCUCUAAACCAAAAUGAUGAGUUAUGUGCUGUUGCUGACGAGCCUAUUCCCAGUCAAACAACUUAUGUGGAGGUUGAUGCUGCCAAUGGAAAUGAAGUUAAUCAUGUCUUGAAGAAUUUUGAGGAGUCUGAGAAAAAUGUUAUUUCUGAAAAAAGUGUUGUUGCUGAGAAAAAUGUUGUUGUUGAAAAGGGGGUUGAUGCAAGACAGAGUACUCCUAACCAUGUCAAUGAUGCAGCAUCUUCCAACAUCCAGAAGGAUGCUCCGAAGAAGACUUUUGCAUCAGUUGUGAAUGCUUUGAGUGUGAAUAAGGCUCCCUUCAAUGUGAGGGCACCCCCACCUAAACCUGUUGAGCGGCCACGUGCACCUGUCCCUGCACCUGUAGCACCUGAAGCUUUAACCCGAAACAAUAGUACUGCGACUUCUGUGGAGAAGAACACUGUUCCUGCAGUUAAAGCUCAUGCCAUUUUUGUUGCAAAUUUGCCUAUGAGUGCAACUGUUGAAGACCUGGAUAAGCUUUUCAAGCAGUUUGGAUCGAUCAAACGUGAUGGAAUUCAAGUCAGAAGCAAUAAAGUACAGGGAACAUGCUUUGGAUUCGUGGAAUUUGAAUCUGCUAGUUCCAUGCAGAGUGCAAUAAAGGCAUCUCCUAUUGAAUUUGGCUCUCGUUUGUUAUCUAUCGAAGAAAGACGAGCAAACAAUGAUAGAGGAAAGUUUGCUUAUGGAAAAGGUGGGUAUCGAAAUGACAACUUUAGGAGUCGUGAGAACUAUGGUCGAGAGAACUAUGGCCGCGAGAACUAUAGCGGAGGCGGAGGCCGGGGAAGCUAUGGUGGAGGCCGUGGCUAUGGAAGAAACGAUUUACGUGGUGAAUCGGGUCAAUAUUCAGGCCAAGCCAGGGGUAAUGGCGGACGCUAUGCAGAAAGGCCUUAUCAGAACGGAGGAAAGGUUGUUCAUCAAACAACAAAACCGGUGUCCGCGGCAUGAGAAUUAGGGUCUUGGCAUUGAAGCUCAUUCGCAAAAUUCUGCAUCAUCUCAAUAGAUUAGGUGCUUUUUGUAGGCAGAUUUUAGAAAGCGGCAUCUCAA